Osmia bicornis bicornis is the source of this 3363-nucleotide messenger RNA. RefSeq lists its product as uncharacterized. The transcript has a single exon. Lineage: Eukaryota; Metazoa; Arthropoda; Insecta; Hymenoptera; Megachilidae. Bases 1 to 3363 code for a protein of 1120 amino acids. The record is from RefSeq and is a predicted model, not a curated record.
AUGUCGAAUCUAGACGACUUCAUCGCCAAACAAAGCCAGUACAUGGGCUCCAUCAAAAGGGCACUGGCAAAUUUUAAAAAGCUAGGUCAAGCCAAAAUGACCGUAGCCGUUACUCGCCAACGCCUGAGCAACCUUAAGGAAAGUUACGCCAAAUGUCAGGAGCUGGAUGCAGACAUUCUUGCACGAGCUGACCCUAAGGUGCAGAGCCUCCACCCGUACUUCACCGAAGGACGUUUCCUCCAGUGUGAAGAAGCCUUCAACGAAGCCGCGGACUUCAUGGCCGAGAUAAUCUCCAAUGCCGAGCAGCCUUCAACCAACCCUUCCGCUGCAGCUGCAUCCGACAACCAGGAAAGGAACUCAUCCCGAUUGCCGAAAUUACGCCUACCCAAUUUCGAGGGCAGCCUCGACAAAUGGGAGACCUUUCGAGAUAAGUUUACCUCUCUAAUCAUAAAUGAUUCUUCGUUAACAAAUGUUGACCGCAUGCAUUAUCUAUCGUCUUGUGUAACGGGCGACGCCAGCAACGCGCUGACGCACCUCGCGGUAACCGAUGCUAAUUUUCCGGUCGCAUGGAAAAUCCUUACUUCGCGUUACGAAAAUAAGCACCGUUUAAUUUCGUUUCAUCUUCAUGCGCUACAUAAUUUGCCUGCCGUUAUUUCCGAAACAUUUACGAACCUCCGCGAUCUCAGCGACAAGGUCAAUGGUUCUGUUCAAGCGCUUUUAAAUCUUGGCCGCCCGGUAAAGGAAUGGGACGACGUGCUAGUUUAUCUCGUAACUCAAAAACUUGAUCCCACCACAAGAAAAGCUUGGGAAAUUCAGCUUGGUGAUAGUUUAGAGUACCCGUCGUUUGAACAGCUUAACCGUUUUCUUAAAACUCGUAUUCGUGCAUUAGAAUCAUUACCUCAAGCACCUAUCUUAAAGGGUAAACUCAUCUCAAAUUUAAGUUUUAAAUCCGAACGCGCCAAAGGCGGUCCGUCUCAUUCCGUGACACAAGAAAAUUCACGAGGUCUUCCGUCGCAUACAGCAACCGUUUCGUCCGCGUGUCCAGUUUGUCGUGCAAAUCACCUUAUUUACCAGUGCGAUCAAUUUCAAAAUCAAACACCGUCGGAAAGGUAUACGACCAUAAAAAAUUUCAAACGGUGCGUCAAUUGUUUCAGGGCUAAACACCACGUCAAGGACUGUACAAGCACUCGAUCAUGUAAACAGUGUAACAAAAAACACCAUACGUUGUUACAUUUCACCGACUCCGCGCGUUCGAACCCUAACGACUCCGCUACGUCAUCAAAGACAAAUAAUAUUGUUACCGACGCGAAUACCGCGACUCACUUGGUGUCUAAUGAAGACAGUGAUCUUACCGACGCACAACCCGCGAACCACGUAACUUCGAAAUUGACAUCAGUCGUUCAUCCCGUCUUACUCGCAACCGCGCGCGUCCGAAUAUACUCUCCUACCGGUCAAUUUAUACGCGCUCGCGCUUUAUUGGAUCAGGGCUCCGCUAUCACUAUUAUUACCGAAAAUUUAGUGCAAAUAUUGCGAUUGACAAAAAUGCGUCGUGCUAUCCGUAUAGCUGGAGUAGGGGAAACCGGCAUGAACGCGCAUCAUUCUGUUCACGUCACGUUCUCUCACGCUGAGGCUUCUCAACCGGUGUUCUCCACCACCGCGAUCGUUCUGAAAUUGCUCACAAAUUACUCUCCGCAACGAAUAGAUUCAUCCGGUCACUGGGCCCAUAUUGCGCAUUUGAAUCUAGCCGAUAACGAUCCUAUGAGCUCCGAUCCGAUCGAUGUAUUAAUUGGCGCGGAUCUUUAUGGAUCCUUAGUUCUUGAAGGCGUGCGUAAAGGGUACGCCAAUCAGCCUAUCGCUCAGAAAACGAGUCUGGGUUGGAUUUUGUCCGGUCCUGUCUUACAGUUCGUCCAACCGUCAUCCGUUCCAACCCAACAUGUCAUCGCAGAGGACACACUAAACGACGAUCUUCGGCGUUUUUGGGAAGUCGAAGAACUUCCCUCUUCGCCCUGUUCUACUCCAGAGGAGAAUCAGUGUGAGGCGCAUUUCACGGCUACUCACUACCGCGCUCCAAGCGGACGUUACGUCGUCCGUCUUCCCUUUAACAGCGAUCCUUUGACAGAACUUGGAGAUUCUCGCUCAUCCGCACUCUCUCGCUUCACUAGUCUCGAACGCCGACUGUCUCGCGAUCCUAAUCAGUAUGCCUCCUACCGCGAUUUCAUGACAGAAUAUUUGCAUCUCCAUCAUAUGGAGCCAAUUAACCGGAGUAACAUCAUGUCCACCCCUCGAUAUUACAUUCCUCAUCACGCCGUCUACAAAGCCGACAGCAACACUACUCCGCUCCGCGUUGUUUUCAAUGCCUCCAGUCGCACUUCUACUGGAAAAUCACUAAACGAUUGUUUAAUGAUCGGGCCGAAAUUGCAAAACGAUCUUCCAUCCAUUUUGCUUCGCUGGCGCCAUUUUCGGUACGUAUACAUAGCGGACAGUGCCAAAAUGUAUCGGCAAAUUCUGAUCGAUCCUCGUGACAGAGAUUUUCAAACCAUAUUGUGGCGCGAUACUCCCACCGAUCCCAUCUCAGAAUAUCAAUUGUGCACUGUGACUUACGGAACAGCGCCAGCCGCUUAUCUUGCCCAACGCGUUCUCAAGCAACUCGGCGAGGACGAAGGCUCCUCGUAUCCUUUGGCUGUUUCAGUCCUGAAUCGACAAAUGUAUGUCGAUGACUCCAUAUUCGGAGCUGACGAUCGCCAUCUCGGGCUCCUCACACGCGAACAAUUAGUUCAACUUCUGCAGAAGGGCGGCUUCCGCUUGCGAAAAUGGGCCAGUAAUUGCCAGCCACUAUUAGAAGGAAUCGAUCCCGCUGAUCACGGCCUUGCCUGUGAAAAACCUUUUAAAGACGAUGACUCCUUAAAAGUCUUGGGAAUAUUUUGGAAUCCCGACUCCGAUACUCUACGGUUUCGAGUCCACGAACAGCAAAAGGCCGGUCGGUCCAAAAGAGCAAUAUUAUCUGCAAUCGCUCGCUUAUAUGAUCCUCUCGGUCUCGUAGCCCCAGUCGUAAUUACCGCCAAAAUCAUAAUGCAAAAAUUGUGGUCGUUGAAAUGCGGAUGGGACGAAGAAGUGCUGUCUGCUCUGCUUCACGAAUGGACGCAUUUCUAUUCCAUUUUAGCAUCGUUGACUAGCGUUGCAAUCCCUCGAUGGACACAACAGUCCUCUGACACACUCCAAUACUCGUUGCACGGUUUCGCAGACGCCUCUAGUCUUGCGUAUGCCGCCGUAGUUUACUGUCGUCUUGUCUCCGUAGAUCGAUCCGUUUCCUUCCAUUACGCUUCUCAUGGCGAAAUCGAGAGUAGCCCCCCUCAAAACCGUUAG